AAUUCUACGACAUUAAACGGGGCGGGUCUAGUUGCUUAGUGGCAGACGACAUUUUACUGAACCCAGUACGCACGAAGAUGUUGUUUGUCUAACUCAAAGCUGGUAUAUUUUUCGCAGGUGUGUUGUUUGUAAAAGACUGUUUUCAUGCUGUAAAGAGAUACGUGCAGUUUUUACACACUAACAUUCACUUGCUAUCAGAAAAAUACAUUUCUACAAACCAGUACUGUAGGGUAAAGAAAAUGAGAGGAAGUAACUCGUAUGGAGACCGAGACAGAGAUCGAGGACGGGACAGAGGGGCUCGCUUUGGAUCAAGUCGUGUUGUCCAACCUCCACCUAAGAAGUUUGGGAAUCCAGGAGAUCGGCUGAGGAAAAAGAAAUGGGACCUUGACCAGCUCCCCAAAUUUGAGAAGAACUUCUACAGCGAACACCCAGAGGUUCAACACAUGAGUCCGUAUGAUGUUGAAGAAUAUCGCAAGAGGAAAGAGAUAACCGUCAGAGGCUCCGGCUGUCCAAAGCCUGUCACCAAAUUCCAUCAAGCUCAGUUCCCUCAAUAUGUGAUGGAAGUGCUGCUGCAGCAUAACUUUAAGGAGCCCACUGCUAUCCAGGCUCAAGGUUUUCCUUUGGCUCUCAGUGGCAGGGACAUGGUGGGCAUCGCACAGACUGGCUCUGGAAAAACACUGUCUUAUCUGUUGCCUGCCAUAGUGCACAUUAACCAUCAGCCAUACCCAGAGAGAGGGGAUGGGCCCAUCUGUCUUGUGUUGGCACCGACACGUGAAUUAGCCCAGCAGGUGCAGCAAGUGGCUUAUGACUUUGGCAAAUCAUCCCGAAUCAAGAGUACCUGUGUUUAUGGUGGAGCUCCUAAAGGUCCACAGAUCAGAGAUUUAGAAAGAGGUGUUGAAAUCUGCAUUGCCACACCUGGCCGUCUGAUCGACUUCCUGGAGGUAGGAAAAACCAACCUGCGCCGUUGCACCUACCUGGUGCUAGAUGAGGCUGAUCGUAUGUUGGACAUGGGUUUUGAACCCCAAAUCCGCAAAAUUCUUGACCAAAUUAGACCUGACAGACAGACUCUCAUGUGGAGUGCUACCUGGCCUAAAGAAGUGCGUCAGCUGGCUGAAGAUUUCCUCCAUGACUAUGUCCAAAUCAAUAUAGGAGCUCUAGAACUAAGCGCAAACCACAACAUCCUGCAGAUAGUGGAUGUCUGCAUGGAAAAUGAAAAAGACAACAAGCUGAUUCAGCUGAUGGAGGAAAUCAUGGCUGAAAAGGAGAACAAAACCAUCAUCUUUGUCGAGACAAAGAAACGUUGUGAUGAACUGACUCGCAGGAUGCGGAGAGAUGGGUGGCCUGCAAUGUGUAUUCAUGGUGACAAAAGCCAACCAGAGAGGGACUGGGUGCUAACAGAGUUCCGCAGUGGAAAAGCUCCAAUUUUGAUCGCUACUGACGUUGCCUCACGGGGUCUGGAUGUGGAGGAUGUUAAAUUUGUCAUCAAUUAUGACUAUCCAAACUCUUCUGAGGAUUAUGUUCAUCGCAUUGGGCGCACAGCCCGUAGCACCAACAAAGGUACAGCCUACACCUUCUUCACACCUGGGAACCUUCGACAGGCUCGUGAUCUGGUCCGUGUUCUUGAGGAGGCUAGACAGGCCAUCAACCCCAAACUACUGCAGCUGGUGGACACAGGCCGUGGGGGAGGUGGAGGUGGGAGGAUGCGUUAUCGUGGCAACAACUCAAGCUCAAAUAACCCCAACAUGAUGUACCAAGACGAAUGUGAUCAGCGUAUGAGCUCUGCAUCGGGGGGGAACAAGGGCAGCCGCAGCAACAACUUUAGCCGCGACGGAAGGUCAGGUGGGAGCAGCCGAGGCGACCGUUUCUCCUCUUCUUCUUACAGAGAUCGCAGUAGGGAUGGACGAAACAACUACAACUCAGGACCCUCCUACAACAGUGAAGGAGGUGACCAAUACCAGAGCUAUGGGGGUGGAGGAGGGGGGCAGUAUGGCUCCAGAGGGGGAGGUUCACAUCCAGGUGGGGGAGCGGGAGGGCAAGAUCAGGCUGGACCUCCCCAAGGUCUGUUUGGAGCGCCGCCUCCAACUCCUCCUCAGCCUGGGCCGGGUCCGCAGCCACUCAUGGCACAACAGUUCCCUCCUCCACCACAGCCUGUCAUGGGUUUCAUGGGUCCUGGCCCAUACCCAUUUGCCUCACCACAACCCCUUCCUCCCCCUCCCAGAAAGUAGCAUCCAGAGGCAUUUCUGUCUUUUCAAACCUUUUCUUUUUGUAAUAGUAACCUGCCCUGCUACCAGUUGGAACAUUUUAAUAUAGCUGUGUAAUAUGGUGUGCUCCUUAUUUUCUGUUGUGUUGUCAUAGAAAAGGAUGGCUUUGCGUUUAAUUAAGCCAGUGGUCCAGGGUCUUGAGAGAAGGGCCUCUCAUUUAAUACAAUACUUCGUUUUUUUGGUUCUCAAAUCUGUCCUGAAGUAAAACCUGCUAUGGGGGCACCUUUAGUUUGUCAUAGUUUAGUUAUCUACUUUUUUAAUGUGUAUCUUCUUAAAUAUAUCUUUUGAUUACAGUUGGUUAGUACUUAUUCAUGAUGAUUAUUGAUGUUUUUUUUUAAAGCAGUGUAAUUUGUUUCAUUAAAGAUUCUUAAUUGAUUUCUUAA
Molecule: messenger RNA, 2644 nt
Organism: Pimephales promelas (fathead minnow)
Lineage: Eukaryota; Metazoa; Chordata; Actinopteri; Cypriniformes; Leuciscidae
Gene: ddx17
Product: DEAD-box helicase 17
Molecular function (GO): ATP binding; nucleic acid binding; RNA helicase activity
Source: RefSeq, a predicted model, not a curated record